Verticillium dahliae VdLs.17 is the source of this 261-nucleotide messenger RNA. RefSeq lists its product as uncharacterized. Bases 1 to 261 code for a protein of 86 amino acids. The record is from RefSeq and is a predicted model, not a curated record. The transcript has a single exon. Lineage: Eukaryota; Fungi; Ascomycota; Sordariomycetes; Glomerellales; Plectosphaerellaceae.
AUGGCCUUGUCCCUUCUUCGCAUCCGUCGCCCUCUCUCGAUAGAGGCUCAUCUCAGUCAACUUCAAUCAACAACCGAUACCGAGACCGGGUUCAUUUCCACAACCUUCCUAGGGCGGCGCUUCACUCUUGACUCCCUGGUAGCAAAGAAGGGAUCGAGAGGGCGCUCGAGCUGGGUCAAGGAUCAUGGGAUCUUCGUCAGAGAGCUCCUCUCUGGCGAUACUCUUGGUAUGGUCGCUACCCUUACGCGUGCGAUAUCCUAA